Messenger RNA from Phycomyces blakesleeanus NRRL 1555(-), 1614 nucleotides. RefSeq names its product CYP5206 protein. The transcript is spliced from 9 exons. The record is from RefSeq and is a predicted model, not a curated record. Lineage: Eukaryota; Fungi; Mucoromycota; Mucoromycetes; Mucorales; Phycomycetaceae. Bases 1 to 1614 code for a protein of 537 amino acids. Gene Ontology annotation, molecular function: iron ion binding; oxidoreductase activity, acting on paired donors, with incorporation or reduction of molecular oxygen; monooxygenase activity.
AUGGAUCGAUCCUGGUUUAUGAAUAGCUUCCGAGAGAAUGCCAUGAUAUCCGUAACAGGGUUUAUAGCAGUUGGACUAGCUUCUAAGCUAGUAUAUGAAGUAUUCAACUGGAAUUACAAAGCCUUUUUAAAUAAAGAUGAGUGGAACAAGAAGGGAUUCAAAAAAAUACCAGUUCCUCCAAAGAAAUAUCUAUAUUUUGGCCAUAUGCUUUCAUUAAGCGAAGACCCUACUGCACAAGUUAAUCAAUGGUUAAAGACAUAUGGCCCAAUUUUACAUCUUACCAUGGGUGUUCAACACUGGGUGGUAAUUGCUGAUCCUCUACUUGCCAGUGAGAUCUUUGUUCGAAACGCAUCUAAAUCUUCUGGACGACAAAGACAUAUUUUUACCCACACAAUAUACGCAGAUGGUGCAAAAGGCUUAUCAUUUACUGAUUCGGGUAAAAAAUGGCAGAAAUCGCGCAAGAUAGCGCAAUCCAUGCUGUCGCCGGAACGUAUCGAAAAAUUUUCGGGAGUUAUUGAGUCUAUAACCGAUAAUGUGGUCGAUGAGCUAGCCAAGGCUUCCAAUAGAGAUGGAUCAGUUUGUCCUCUUUCCUUUGUGAAACUGAGCACGUUUAGUAUAAUGCUGAAAUCAUUGUUCGGAAAAACGGUAGAUUCAAUCGACGAUCCCCUCCUUCAGGAUGUUAUCUGUAUUGCAGAUGGAAUUGUAAAAUACAUCAGUCCUGAACAAGAUAUCGGGUCAUUUAUACCCAGCUUUUCAUGGAUCACUAAAUUUUCGAAACAGCGAAAGGGUAUGGCAAAUGUAGUCAAGCUACGUAAUGUUGUUUUGCCAAAGUUGGUUAGUGAGGCCGCUCACGGAGAGGUUGAUUGCCUGGUAAAACAGGCCUACGCACUCAAAGAAGAGUAUGGUCUGGACGACGACGAUCUGGUCUCUAUGAUGAGCGAUUUACUUGCUGCCGGUGGAGACCCAACAUCUGUAUCUUUAACUUGGCUCCUUCUUAUACUGGCACAAUACAAAGAUGUCCAACAAAGAGUGUGUUAUGAGAUAGAUGCUUUUGUUGAACAGAAUGGCCGAUUACCUUCAUUUUCAGAUCGAGAGAAUGUACCAUACAUACGCGCUGUUCUACUAGAGUGUAUACGUUUUAGAAGUAUAACAAAUUUCGGCAUUCCCCGUUUUGUUACUGAGGAUAUUGAGUGUCUUGGAUAUUUUAUUCCAAAAAAUACAGUAGUAAUGACCAGCAUGCAUGCAAUGCACAUGUAUCCAAACAAUCAAACAGAUGCUGACCAAUUCAUACCCGAGCGUUUUUUGGGAAGAACAAAAACCUGGGCAGCUAACUCACGCGCAAAUGUACAAGAGCGCGAUAUGUAUGUCUUUGGAUGGGGAAGGCGCAUAUGUGUAGGAAUACAUUUGGUCGAAGUAGAAGUCUUUAAUAUGUGUGUGCGAGCUCUUGGACGGUACAACAUCGAGAUUCCUAUGAGACAAGAUGGGCUAGUAGAUGAUAUAAUAUCCAAAGGCUCAGUUUCAAGAGGACUCAAUUGUAUGCCACAUGACUAUACCUUGAAGUUUAUCAAAAGAUGUAAUACUCCUUUAGACGCUCAUGCCACUAAAAAGGACUAG